Molecule: messenger RNA, 2006 nt
Organism: Benincasa hispida (wax gourd)
Lineage: Eukaryota; Viridiplantae; Streptophyta; Magnoliopsida; Cucurbitales; Cucurbitaceae
Product: protein TPX2-like
Biological process (GO): regulation of mitotic spindle organization; mitotic spindle assembly; activation of protein kinase activity
Cellular component (GO): spindle; nuclear microtubule
Molecular function (GO): microtubule binding; protein kinase activator activity
Source: RefSeq, a predicted model, not a curated record
GCAGUUGUGUCCUUGUGAUCUGACUGGACAAUGUAAUUUCCGGUCGUGGGAUUCACGAAUUCAAAUAAAUAAUAAAUAACAAAUAAUAAUAAUAAUUUAAAAAAGGAAAAAAAAAAUAGAAAAAAAAAAAAACUUGCGUAUGCCAUCGGGCGGCAGUUUAUGAAAUUGCCCGCCACCAAUUCCAUUCUUCUUUCUCCUUCCUUCCUCCAUUCCUUCCUUCCUUCCAUGGCUAUGGCUUCCUCUUCCAAACACUAGCUCCGGCUACUUCCACUUCACACACACACACACACACACGCAUUCCUUCCAAUAUCACCCAUCAUUCUGACUUUCUCUAUAUGUUCUUUCUUUUCCCCUUAUCGAUCAUCGCUAUUUGAUGUUUCGCCCCACUUUUGAACCGAAUGUCCGCAGGUUUUUCUCGCGGACAGCGGAGAGAUUCGAGGUGAUAGAAUGUUGUAGAAAUAUUUAUUGUUUGUUGUUCUGUUUUGGUUGCGUGUUUCUGUGAAGAACAAAAAGAAAAUUCCUGCUUCAUUCGUCGUUUAUCAUAAGAGAGAAACGGGCGAGCGACGUUCAAUAUCCAUGGAGAAAGAGAUGGAGACGGAUGAAGAAAUGGAAGAGGUUACUGACAAGCCAUUUGUUUGGGAGGAGAUUGAUUUGGAUUACGAGUUUGAUGUGGCUAUGUAUUAUGAUUUCACUCGUCCCGAGACAGAGAAGGAGAUUAGGGAAGCCGAGGAUUGGUUUAAAUUUGCUGGAACCUAUCCACCUUCUCCAUUCGUCGUAAAACUGAAUGGGGAAGAAGAGGUUGGAGCGGAGUGCACCUCUAUGGAACUCAAGGAUGUCCAGAAUAACUGGGAUGACCAUGAAAAUUCUGAGAUUAAUGAGAAUGAUCCAGGAGUUAAUUUGAAGUCUACUGUCAAGGUAAAUCUACCAAGGUGUUCAACUUUUAUGAAACCAACUGCAAGCUAUUUGGCCAAGCAAAAUCAACCCCGAGGAGUACAUUCCAACACGGUUCUGCGAAGAUUUCAGUUCAGCUUGAGCAAUAGUAUAGAGACCAGUUCUCAGCGCUCUUCAUUGAAUGUUAGUCAUGCUACCAAAAGGCAAAAGUUGGAGGCUGGUUAUUUUUCCAAUAUCCCAUGUUUGAUACGUCAAACAAGUUUACUACGCAAGGUAUCUAAAAAGGUUGCUUCAGAAGUUAAUCUACCUGUUACUAGAAUUAGACCUACCAUACCUAAAGAGCCCAACCUGGAGACAGCAAGUAGGGCACAAAGAUGCAGGUCUAAAAUCAACGCAACAGCAAUUGAAAAUGAUAAACUGAAUGCUUCUAACUUUAAAGCACGCCCGCUGAACCGAAAAAUCCUUGAGGCUCCUACUUUGCUCCCACCAAAGAAGAGCAUUCCACAAAUGCCUGAAUUUCAAGUGUUUCAUCUGAAGACAUCAGAGAGGGCCGCCCAGCACACAUAUGAUGUAAGUAAUCCUUAUGUAUCUAAUUCACGAAGUGAAAACAACUGCACAAGAAGACCAAAUCCUCUCCAUGAUAUGAAACAAGAGAAAUGUGUAAAAGCUGAAAAAUUUAAAGCUCGGCCACUUGAUAAGAUACAGAUACUCUCAAAUAAUGAAGAAUGUGAUGUCUUUGUGGAUUGUAAGAAUGGAACAACUGACUCCAGGGAAUUCAACAGUCUAGAUCAAAAGAGAUGUUCAGAUGAGCUACCAACUAAGUUCCUUAGCCAGCUCACCCUUUCAUCGGAUUGUAAUCAAUGCAGUACAAAAUUUCAUUGCAAAAUGCAUUUGCCGAACAACGUCAUUGAUAUACAUUUGCCAAAUUCACGGUGGCUUUUUGCAAAGUGAGACCAAAACCUUGAGAUCACACUAACAGUUGCUUCAUUCUUUCACUCCACCCAAUGUACUCACAGAUGUUCCAGUUGUGGCAACAUAUGACAUGAGGAUUAGCAUUUUUUUUUUUUAUAGAUUAUUUAAUCCCCAAAUGAUAGGCUCUUGUCCAUGGUUGAGGU